AUGAUUUACAUGGCAACAGAAAUGGUCGCCAUAGUAGAUGUUGUGGAUACCAUACAAAAUACCCGUUGCUGGGCAACGCCUUCACCCGAUCCUUUGGACGCUAUCAACCGUGAUAUCAUAAGCGACGGCUGUCCCAUUGGAGAUGACAUCGAAGUCUACUCUCUUUUAAGACACGGUCUUCAGGCUUUCUCAUUCAAAGCGUUUGCCUUUUCUUCGGACAAAAAUCUGAUCUAUGUUCAUUGUGACAUCAUCAUCUGUCACGAUUCCAACCAAUUGGCGUGCAGCUCAAAUUGUAGCCAUUCUCGCCCAGGACGAGAAACUCGCGAUACGCGAAAUUCUGGGUUUGGCCCAUACACAGUUUCUCGGGGACCUUUCAUUUUUAAGACGGCUCGGACUCAUCAGAAUUAUGGCGCCCCCGUGAACAUCUUUCUACUUUCAGCACUCGUCUGCAUCACCGCUCUCUUCCUGGCAACUGUUUUCAUGGUGGCCUUCAUCUACGCGCGAAUGAAAAGGGGGACGGCAUAAUUAAUUGAUCACAUGAUAAUAUCAUGUCACGUGAAUGUGUUUCUGCUACCAAAUCACGUGACACGGAUCGAUAUUAAUAUUAGAUUCAGACGGGUUCUAAAUCAGUAUUUACAAUGUAUCACAGCUUGAGGAGAACACCUGCGUACGCACGUCUUCAUGUCAAUGAACGCUGUCUCGGGCGACCUUCCUGAAAUUUAUAUUUUUUGUGAUCUUGGCUUUCAGUCAGCACCGGGGUCAGCACCACCUGUACUCUGGAAUAAACUGCGUAAUAAUCUGAGGGCCAAUGUACUUCCACCUUUGUCAAAUCUUUAAAAAACAUACUUGUUCUCAUGUUAGAUUUUUUUUGUUUAGGAAAGGUAUAUUACAAUGUUACUUUUUCAUUUAGUAUUUAUGUAUGUUAUUCCAGGUAUACCUGUAUUAGACUUAAUUACCUCUUUUGUAAAGCGCAUAGAGAUUCUGUAGAAUAUUAUGCGCUUUAUAACCAUCUAUUAUUAUUAUUAUUAUUAUUAAUCAUAUCGACAAUAUACCAUACUUUGUUGCAGUGCAUAUUAAAGCACAAGAAUAAAAUGUAAGUCUAGAUCAUCGUUGUGAUCUCAUAAAAGGAAAAGGGAAACACAUGAGUAAAGAGAAGGAACAUAGGCACUAUUAAUUUUUUACAUGAUGGAUGAAUUGGUAUAUCUUUUUUUAAAAGGCUCUUAAAGUACUAAUGUUUGACGAGGUAAUAACUCUGCUGCGAUCGCGUGCAUGGCCCGUAUUCUGAACUCGGGUUUAAGGACGUUCCACAGUUAAAAUGAAAUCCAUGUCAUUUUCACCAAACUUCGCACAUAGAUAAUUUAGAACUUGAAUAUUCGAAAUAUGCAAAAAUUAACAUAGGUCCAUGUGCUUGAUUUUUUGCUAUAGAACUUCAAAGUUCACCCAACUGGAUGUUCUUACGAAUUGCGCAUUCAAAAGAAUUUGGCAUUUUUAAACUUCGCAAGAUCACUACAAUGAGUUUAAACCUCUAUUACUCAGUCAAAAUACAUGAAAAAGUCAUCAAAUUUCGCACGUGAGUUAAUAAUGGUAUCGUUAGAAUGGAGAAUCUAUUUAUAGUGCUAUUUGUUUGCAAUUUUAAGUCUAACAGCACUGUCGGUUCCUAAAAAUGGCGUUAAACAUAACAAAAACCCAAUCUCAAAAAUGUGAAAUUUUAAUAACAAACUACAAAAGUACAAUAAAUGCUGCACUUUAUUCAAAAUCCAUGUCAUUUUCACCAAAAUUUUCAAAGUUGUAGAGAAAGGUAUACCGAAGAGGUGCAAACAUUGAAAAAUAGGGGUUAAUGUGCUUGUUUUCAAACUAUCAGCAUUUUAAUUAGAGCAAAUGUGCUUUUUAAAACACCAAAAAUGUGCCAAAUGCUUUGUAUCUAUGUGAAGAAAAAAUCAAACCACUCUACCAUUUAUUCCAACUCGGGGUCAUAUUCGUGAUUUUUGGCAGCACUGAAGAGUAAAGUAUUUUGAAAUUGCAGAGAUAUUUUUUUUAAUGGUCCAUGGAAUAAUAAAAGUUUUUUAGCUUCAUAAAAUAACGCAUCGGAUCUGUAGUUAGAGUGCAGAUGAUGAGAAAAAUCAGUUCAUAUCCACAUCUAAUUAAUCACCUGUUCAUCCAUUGUGACGUCAGCGCGCAGAGUGUAAAAUAUGCGCAGAUCAUAAUGCGCACUAACAUAACUGUGGAACGUCCUUAAAUUAAACCGUGGUUUAACGUUGUGGUUUAACUAUGGAGAGCCAAUUGGGGCACAAAAUCCCUAACGGUACCCAUCAAAUUUGUUAACUCACAUGACACCCAAAUUGUUCGUAAUUGUUUGUGAAUGAUAAAUUAAGCAUUGUGAAGUAUUUUUCUUCAUUAUGACAGCAAAGUAAUGAACAUGGGAAAUAUAUAAUAAAAACAUAAUUUGGAAUAUUUGGCUCCCAUAAUUUUAGCACAGAGUUAGACCAUGGUCUAUUUAUUGAACCUGACAUCAGAAUACCGUCCCAUGUGUUUGAAUUUUUAAUAAUAAUAAUAUAGGAUAUUUAUAUUGCGCACAUAUCCACCAUGUCCACCUUGUUAGGUGCUCAAGGCGCUCCUAUAUUACCCGGCUAAGCUAGGCGUUCAUAGCGCACACAGCUUUCUAAGGAAUUACUUCCUACCGGUACCCAUUUACCUCACCUGGGUUGAGUGCAGCACACUGUGGAUCAGUUUCUUGCUGAAGGAAAUUACGCCAUGGCUGGGAUUCGAACCCACGACCCUCUGUUUCAAAGUCCGAAGACUAAUCCACUGGGCCACAACGCUCCACGUUUAUAGACGUGUAUCAAUCAGAUAUGAGUAUUUACAUGUGGGACCGAUCCCUAUCGUCACCAUUUGAAAGACUAAACCCAGGGUUCGAACCUCGAACCUUUGCAUCAAUUUGUAACAGGCCGGGUAACAGGUAGCUUGGAUGACAGGCACACGCCACAACGCCCAGUUAAAUCGAUCUAUUAGCUUACAAGUCAUGUGGAAUCAUAAUUAUGUUGAUAUGGCUAAAUGUAUAGUGGCUGCUUCUCCAGCAAGCAGAAUUUCGAAUUCAUCUUGUACCAACAAUUAUUUUUCAUAUUGCAUCUUUCUUUUAGCAUGAUAAUGUGUUUUCUCUUUGGACCUUGAGUCACUUAAUUAAGUUUACACCAAACUGUAGAGUAUAAUUAUACACUAUUUUAUACAGUAGGUACUUGCUUGUUUUUGUGUUCGUAGUUUUGAACUAAAAUACUGGUUUCCCCAAAUGAAUACAUCAAUUUUUUUUAUAAAAAGAAUGAUAGAAAUUCAAAUGUCCCAGGUCUGCAUAAAUAGGUUCUAUUUAGCUACUUGUACACGUUCAAUUCAAUAUUGUAAAAAGUAUUCCCCAUCUCGAUUAUCAAUAUCAAUCGUUAUGCUUAGCUUUAUACGACAUGCGUUGACUUGUAUAAUUCAAAUUUUCAUACCGUACCUAUGAUUAUCUUCAUUAAAGAAAUCAAUGAUU
Messenger RNA from Lytechinus pictus (painted urchin), 3520 nucleotides. RefSeq names its product uromodulin-like. The coding region runs from base 1 to 525 and encodes 174 amino acids. Gene Ontology annotation, cellular component: cell surface. Lineage: Eukaryota; Metazoa; Echinodermata; Echinoidea; Temnopleuroida; Toxopneustidae. The record is from RefSeq and is a predicted model, not a curated record. The transcript has 4 exons.